Messenger RNA from Trypanosoma grayi, 1371 nucleotides. RefSeq lists its product as hypothetical. Lineage: Eukaryota; Euglenozoa; Kinetoplastea; Trypanosomatida; Trypanosomatidae. The record is from RefSeq and is a predicted model, not a curated record. The transcript has a single exon. The coding region runs from base 1 to 1371 and encodes 456 amino acids.
AUGGCCACUGUCUUGGGAGCAGAGGCCACCGAGCAGCUCUCCGCAAUUCGCCGUGUCGCGAGCGCACUGAGGAAUGCGUCGCUUUCCUCAUGUGCGUCUUUCCACGCCGAUGAAGGUGUGCUUACGGUCUCUGAAAAUCCUGGAGAAAGCACAGCCGCUGUCUUGCGAGAUGUCGGGCACACACUUGCCACCGCUGCAGAUGCGUUUGUCAGCGCUGUUGAGCUUCAGUUGGCUGAGUUCUUCAACCAUAUGCGAGACACGGAGUCAACAUCCGCCGUGGAGCUCCUCAAAAAACGCACGCUCGUGCCAGCAGGUUUCACAGUGGUGACCCAGACGGAAAAGACGGCGGAUUUCACGACCCCCACGUCACGGCACAACACGAUCGCUGGACGCUGCGCCAGCAAGGUGCCACAAAACGCACCUUUAGCGCUGCGCCGUUACGAUCGGCAGGCGGCGGCCACCGCGCUGCAAACAUGUCUGUUCGUGAUGAUUGAGUCAGUGCUCACACGUGUCAAUGCCACCCGCGCGGCGGUGUACAUUAACGACACUGCUGAGGACCCUCACGUGCUGUGCCGCGUAGCGCAUAUCCACGGAGAGGAGAAGCUUCCCCCCGAAGUCAGCUACGCCAACACCAGUACGCUCGUCACGGUUGUGCGGGAUGGACUGGCAGUUAACUUCGACACCACCCAUGCAUCUCGACAAUCACAUACCGACAGGGCAGAAACACCUAGGCGACCUUUUGAGGGACAUGCGCGGUACCCUCUGCAUGUGCGUAGCGGUGUGGUAGUGCCUAUAAGCAAUUAUGGCUGUAUUCUGGUAGCUGACAAGCCUCUUGAGGCGCCACAGUUCUUCACACCCUUCGAUGAACACCAGGUGUGGGCCAUCGCGACGCUGUGCGAAGGCCUGUUUGCACGCUACCCACAGGAUCUUUUUCUUGAGAUGCAGUGGAACCCGGCGCAGGGGGUACUGCGCCAGUGCUCGCUCCUGCCGCACAUAAAAGUGACGCAACAAUACACCGCGUUUUCGGCGCCGUGCCCCGAAGACGACUCAGAGCCUACUCUUGACGCCCUCAAAUCUGUGCCGAGAAAGCUGACAAUCAUGCGGGCAACUGGAGAUAAAAUAAGUGUUAUUACUGACGCAAGUCGAAUGCCACACAAACACUUGACAUACGAUGGCCUCUUUCAGGAGGCUGGUGGAUACAUUAAGAACAUUGAGUUGCUAUGGCAGAAAUCGCUAAGUGAAAUAAACACGCUUCAGCUUACGAUCACUGAGCAAGCCCGCGAACUCAACGCGAAAAAGUCGCGCAUUGCCGCCCUCGAGUCAGAGAUGCGUCGCCUUCAUACACGCCCUUCCACCACUGUGAGCAGAUGA